This is a messenger RNA of Fraxinus pennsylvanica, 522 nucleotides long. NCBI's taxonomy places the organism in Eukaryota, Viridiplantae, Streptophyta, Magnoliopsida, Lamiales, Oleaceae. The record is from the annotation of a GenBank genome assembly.
AUGGAGGAAGGAGGAGUUGUGCUUUUAGGGUUUUGGAGUAGCCCUUAUGUUAUGAGAGUGAAAAUAGCCUUGGAGGAAAAGGGAAUUCAAUUCCUUUACAAAGAAGAGGAAAAUAUAAUCCUUGGUAAAAGUCCUUUGCUUCUAUUGGCAAAUCCAAUUUACAAGAAAGUUCCUGUUCUUAUUCAUAAUGGACGGAGGAGGUGGGCAAGCAAAGGAGAAGAUCAAGAAGAUGCAAAACAAGAAUUCUUGAAAAGUUUGAAGUUGUUGGAAGAAGAACUUGGGGAUAAACCCUAUUUUGGAGGUGAUCAAUUUGGGCUACUAGACAUUGCCCUUAUCCCUUUUUCUUGUAGGUUUCAUACAUAUGAAAUGUACUGUAAAUUUAGUGUGGAAAAGAGUUGCCCCAAGCUUAUGAAAUGGGUAAACAAGUGCAAUGAAAGGAAAAGUGUUGCCAAGGCCCUCCCAAACCCUUAUAGAGUUUAUGACUUUGUUAUGGAAGUGAAGAAAAUGUUGGGGAUUGAAUAA